UAAGAAGGAAGUGAAGGGUGGAAUGUCAUCCAUUUCUUUUCAACUCUACUAAAGGAACGAUGACGCUCCGGACUUUAGGUUGUCACUUGGGGCGUUUUCAAGGGAUUUACCGCCAGCUACAGCCCCGGCCCUGUGGGCUGGCUGUGUUGGGGGUGCGGGGGCUACCCGUGGUGUCGUUGGGGGUGAGAUGUAAGAGCUCCGGCCCUGUACAGGUGAGUCACCUGGACCACCUUGUGUUGACCGUGAAGAGUGUUCCAGACACCUGCACCUUCUACUCCUCUGUCCUGGGCAUGGAGGUCAUCACCUUUAAGGGUAACCGGAAGGCGCUGUGUUUUGGGAAGCAGAAGUUGAACCUGCACCAGGUGGGUCAGGAGUUUGAACCCAAGGCUUUGAGACCCACCUCAGGAUCAGCUGACCUCUGUCUCAUCACCCUCACCCCCCUGGCUGCUGUAGCUACACACCUACAGGCGUGUGGUGUGGAGAUAGAGGAGGGUCCAGUGGAGAGGAGUGGCGCUGUUGGACCCAUCACAUCUCUCUACUUCAGAGACCCAGACCACAACCUGAUAGAGGUCUCCAACUACAACCAACCAACAAAGGACUGAGGCCUUACGUCAACCUCUAACUACAUGUACAACCAACAUCCUUUAGCUAAACAUCUACCUUCAACAGUCUUUAGCUAAACAUCUACCUUAAACAGUCUUUAGCUAAACAUCUACCUAGCUAAACAUCUACCUUCAACAGUCUUUAGCUAAACAUCUACCUUAAACAGUCUUUAGCUAAACAUCUACCUUCAACAGUCUUUAGCUAAACAUCUACCUUCAACAGUCUUUAGCUAAACAUCUACCUAGCUAAACAUCUACCUUCAACAGUCUUUAGCUAAACAUCUACCUUCAACAGCCUUUAGCUAAACAUCUACCUUCAACAGCCUUUAGCUAAACAUCUACCUUCAAGAGUCUUUAGCUAAACAUCUACCUUCAACAGUCUUUAGCUAAACAUCUACCUAGCUAAACAUCUACCUUCAACAGCCUUUAGCUAAACAUCUACCUUCAACAGUCUUUAGCUAAACAUCUACCUUCAACAGUCUUUAGCUAAACAUCUACCUAGCUAAACAUCUACCUUCAACAGUCUUUAGCUAAACAUCUACCUAGCUAAACAUCUACCUUCAACAGCCUUUAGCUAAACAUCUACCUUCAAGAGCCUUUAGCUAAACAUCUAUCUUCAACAGCCUUAGAACAACCAUUUAACUGCAACAGAAGAACAAAGGGCAUUCUUAUAUUUUGUGUGUUUUUGCUCAGCCAACUUAUUUGUCUUUUGGCAGAAAGAUAACAGUAGUUAGACUGAAGAGUUAGUGCUAAGGUAACCUUUAUGAGGACAACAACGUAGUUCCUACGUGUCAUGUUUUGGCCUAGCCAGAUCUGUAUGUUAGCCAAUUCCUUUGUUGUUUGGGGUGAUGACUUGCCUUGUUAAAUAAAUAAGUGAAAGAGGCAAAAUA
Messenger RNA from Oncorhynchus kisutch (coho salmon), 1492 nucleotides. It is a transcript of the gene glod5, whose product is annotated as glyoxalase domain containing 5. The record is from RefSeq and is a predicted model, not a curated record. The transcript is spliced from 4 exons. The coding region runs from base 60 to 602 and encodes 180 amino acids. Lineage: Eukaryota; Metazoa; Chordata; Actinopteri; Salmoniformes; Salmonidae.